AUGUAUUGAAGCUUCACAGUUUUUGGACGUUACAACAUUAGGUAUUUUCUUUUAUGCCAGUUAAAUCGAAGGGUAUCUUUUUACAAGAUAAAUAAAUAAAGACAUCAUUUAAAACUCCUUUAGAGAAUAGGAGAAUAUUGAAUUGCUUAUCGAUUUCGUUGCUGUGUUGCUGAUUGUACACCGGCCUUCAAUGUUUCCGAUCCGAUCACAAAUCCUAGAUAAUCGUAAUCAAUUAUAGCGACUACAGUAAAUAAGCAAGAUGGUCUGCGGGUGACCAACCAUACAUCGUCGAACGUAACCAUGGUAACGUAUCGGAGAAUUGUGAUUGUUGUAGGCCUAUUAAGUCUAUAUUCUUGAAAAUCUAAGGAUGGCCAAUCAUACAGCAUCGAACGUAACCUUUGGUAACUUAUCGGAGCAGAAAAUGUGAUUGUAUUGUAGGCCAUGCUCUAGACAGUGGUGGUUUUGACGGGAACCCGUUAAGAUAAACACAAAAUGAGGAUUGCUAUCCUCGAUAUUUCGGAAUUGCUUAACUUCCUUGUCCAUACAAAGGCCCGUGCAAGGCAGAUGUCAAUCAUAUUAAUCUAAUAUCUCACAUGGGUGCCGUUUGCUUCAUCUAAAUAAAUCGCAUGAAAUGCUGAAUACUUUAUUGUAAGGCCAAUAGUUCAACGUAUCUAUUUAAUGAUUGUGUUUUUAAAAAUAAAUAUUGAAUUUCAAGAGAAUUGAAAGAUUAUUACUUCUGCAGGUGGAACUAAAUGCACAACGACAAGCUAAAGUCGACCCGCUGAUAAAACAUCGAGGGUUGUGAUUGGCUAAUGAAGGGCGCGCUCGCUUAUUGUCUAAUUAUUUUCUUAGCUCUACCAGGAAAGUAGACAUGGCAACCGUAUGUAAUAUUCUAUCAUCAUACAACAACAAAUGGUUAAACUAAAGAUGCAGGGGAGAAAGUGUAAAUCUAUCGAGAAUUAUGAACCUUGUAGGGUAUAAUAAGGACAUGCUCUCCAAUAUGCAUAUACCCGUUUAUAAGUCGACUGGGGCAAGGCACUUCGGUGGUUUGGGAGCUAUGUCAGGAGAAAUGUCAUUGCACGAACUUAUAUCACAAAGACGCCGAGAGAGAAAAGGACUCUCUGUACCCUACUGUGACGACGAGCUAUCUCUUGAAGGGGAAUGUUCCCGACACUCGUCUUCUUAUCGUGAUAUCAUGAACGCCCAUCGGAAAAAACAGCACAUACACUCGGUGCUUGAUUUAAUGGGCAGAAGACACAAAAAACGGAGAGUUCAGAGCAAGCAAUAUGAGACAAAUAUAUAUAAAAGAAUAACGCGUUCUAAUGGGCCUAAUCAGGGUGAUUCGAAAGUGAAAGCAUCUGAAGCUUAUCGAGAGCGAGGCAGGAGACUUGCAAUUCCUGAUAACAAAAUGAGAACUACUUACAAAGACAUGAUGAAACAGGUGGGCCAGACGACACCAUGCACCGAUAUCAACAACAAUAAAGUUUAUACUUCCAGGAGAGGAAAAUUCUUGGCAAGAGUAACCCUGAUAAUUUUAUUACUCAGGAUGGCAAAAACGUAUAUAUUCAGUGAGAGCGAUCGGCAGAUUGUAAACCUUUAUACAGCAAUGGAUGCUGCGCAAGCCGCAGAUAGCUAUAAAAUACAGAAUGACUUGGUGUUUGAUAUUACCAGAUUCAAGGCUAGCAAAAAGAGGCGUGUAUCCAAAGCAACGAAACGAGUUCUAAAUAUCAAACCAGGAGAUAGAAAAGAAGCGGAUAUUUACCAUGUGCAAGUUGAACUACAAAGACAUAAGCCUCUAGGACGGUUUCCGAUCGAGAUGCAGAAGCGCCUAAUAGAAAAAUCGUGGUUCGAAGCAUACGAGCAGCAUCGGGUGGUAAUUCGUUUUAAUCACCGUCCAUGGACCUUUUAUGUUAUACUUUCCGGCUCAGCUGUCGUUUUGGAAGGAGAUCCAUCAAAUAUAGGUCGUGGAGCAAUUCCAAUUAAUGCCGGAGAUACAUUUGGGGAGAAAGCUAUAACUGAUCGGUCACGUCAUCAAAUAACAGUUAUCUCUAAAGAACAUAUUGAGCUCAUGUGCCUUUCGGUAGAAGAUUAUAUAGAUAUUUUCUUAGCUGGCGGAAUGAACAAGAUUUGUGCCAAUGAAGAUAAUUUUGUAAGAUCGAAGCCUAACACAAUCGUUGACGUCGUCAAUCAACCACAGAAACAAAUGUCUGAUGUUAGCCUUACUAAUCAGCUGAACUCAUUUCUUAGGUCCAUACGUAUUUUCGAUUCUUGGCCUGUUCAUCUAUUACAGUCUAACCCGGAGAAAUGUACUUUUAACUUUUACAAACCAAAGGCAAUAGUCGUCGAAAACAACAGAACAUCGGAGUGGAUAUACCUUAUAAAAUCGGGUAGUUGUGCGGUUAUGAAAGCCCUGCAACACAAGGUUGAACAGGUAGAAGAUCCAGUAGUUAGUCCAAAGACUAAAAAAUAUUUGGCCCAUCAUAGAUUAAAACGUCAGGAACAUCCUUUUGGAUAUCACGAAAACAUCAUCAAACAAAACACUAAAGCAUUCUUCAAGAUGCGUGCAGAGCUUCUAAAAGGGAAAUGGAUUCGUCCAGCAGAGAGGCCAUCAAAUAUUAUCCAGAUUCAUGUGAGGGCAGAGACGCAAGUGCACGACGAUGGAGACAAAAUCGUAGAAGAGGAAAAUUCGAACGAAUCAGAGGCUGCUGAUGACGCUGUGGAGGAAGGUGAAUCUGGAAGCAGAGGGAAUAGACUGAAUACAGUAAAAACAGCACAAAAAGAUAUGAAAGAAGUGUUGAUAAACUUUAAGAGAGGGCCAUUUUAUACACGUAACUUCACACAUGGUGAACAAGAAGAAAUCAAGAGCCGCUCGAAAGAUGAAGAGAAAUGCGACGAAGUCGAAGAUGUCAGAAAAACUAAAUCAAGUAGACAAUCAGAACCGGUUGCCUUGAAUAUUUCAAGAAAUAAUCAGAAUACUACAUCAUACGUAAAGAUUGAUACCUUAGAAAAAGGCGAUGUUUUUGGUGUCCUUGAAAUUGCAUUCGGUGAGCAGCCGAAACUGUUUUUGAUCAGUAAUGGAGCCGAAUGCGUAUUGAUCUCAAAGAAAUUCUUCAUUCAGCACUGCACUGAAGAAACAGUCAAGAGCAUCACUGAUAAUAUGCGUCCAUAUCCGAAUGAUGAUACGUCACGACGCGACGUUCAAGAGAAACUGAACUGGAGAAAGAAGCGUGAUCUUACUAUGCAGGAAGUUGUAGAAAAUUUCAAGCGAAACAUCCGACUUCGAACCCAAAUUCGACCAUGAUUAUAUAUCCCAGCCUACCUUCCCAUCUUCGGCUGUGAAAAUUUAAGUUUCAUAAUACGUUCACCUUUUAAACACUGUCAUUGUGUUAUUUCAGUGGGAAAUGAAAAUGUUUUUGUUUUAAGAAUCCUAAACCGAAUUUUGGUUUCAACACUGAUGAACUUAGCCUUGUUACUCUGAGUAUACGACUGCUGUUUGGCACUCAAUAAUGGGUUUACCAAUAUCUUAGCAACACAAUUUAGUCCAUCCAACGAAUGACCUGUCGCAUCAUUUUUUAGAGACUUUAAAAAAUGUGAGCUGUCGUGACAAAAUGAGUCUUGUGGUACAAAAAAUGAAAAUCGCCUAUAAAGAUAUACAACUUUAAAAAAUUGUGUUGGUUUUUCUAUCAAUUCUGAAAAAUAGCUUUACAAAAUGUGCCACAAAAACUUCGGAAACUCAACUCAGAACUUUCCUAUUAUGAAAUAUACAUAUUAAACUUAUCAGAAAAUUGAAACCCGUUGUUUUUUUUUUAAAUACCACUUCAGUUAUAGGCCUAUUUUCUUGAAUAGGCCUAUAUUGACCUGGACGUACCAAGACUCAUUUGUUUCACGACAGCUCACAAUUAUGAUUAAGAUCAAAGAUCGCUGCAAUCUUUAUUUUCUUUCAUUUUUUUUCAUUGUGCUAUUAUGUGCUUUGUAUUUUUAAAGUGUCUGUGUCUAUGUAAGUUGAUAAAACAAAGUGUAUGGGGGACAUCAUCGUUUUAAUA
Molecule: messenger RNA, 4043 nt
Organism: Anneissia japonica
Lineage: Eukaryota; Metazoa; Echinodermata; Crinoidea; Comatulida; Comatulidae
Exons: 19
Coding region: 962-3301 (779 amino acids)
Source: RefSeq, a predicted model, not a curated record